Rhea pennata is the source of this 573-nucleotide messenger RNA. It is a transcript of the gene PPP1R1C, whose product is annotated as protein phosphatase 1 regulatory inhibitor subunit 1C. Gene Ontology annotation, biological process: intracellular signal transduction. NCBI's taxonomy places the organism in Eukaryota, Metazoa, Chordata, Aves, Rheiformes, Rheidae. The record is from RefSeq and is a predicted model, not a curated record. Gene Ontology annotation, molecular function: protein phosphatase inhibitor activity. Gene Ontology annotation, cellular component: cytoplasm.
AUGUGGAAUAAGGCAGUAGCUCGGCUUGUAGAGAUCCGCUUGCUAAGUCGGGAAUUACAGCGGCUGCUGAGGAGGGCUCAGCGGGGCUCUGGGGAGGGCCCGGGGGGAGCAGCGCCAGCCUCCCUCUGCCGCGGCUCCCGGCUCUCCUCUCUCCUCGUCCGCCUCAGCAGCGGUAUGGAGCCCAACAGUCCUAAAAAGAUACAGUUCGCCGUGCCGCCGUUUCAGAGCCAAAUAGACCCCGAGGCAGCCGAACAGAUCAGGAAAAGAAGACCUACCCCAGCAUCACUCGUCAUCAUGAAUGAACACGUGCCCCCAGAAAAAGAUGAGAAGAGAACAAACAUCUCACAAGGAGAAGCACAGAGCGCCUCCCCGAAGCAGAGGAAGCAGAGCGUGUACGCGCCGCCCGCCAUCAAAGGGAUUAAGCACCUGAAAAGCCAGAACGAGACGGCCUUUCCGGAGGAGGAAGAGGGCGUGAGCGAACGAGAAGAGGAGUGGGGCCACUGAAGGGCGCCGAGCGCCGAGCUUCCUCGCGGGCGACCGCCGGGGCCGCGGGGCCGCCGAGCUCGGCGCGCG